Messenger RNA from Lagopus muta (rock ptarmigan), 753 nucleotides. RefSeq names its product claw keratin-like. The transcript is spliced from 2 exons. Gene Ontology annotation, molecular function: structural constituent of cytoskeleton. Lineage: Eukaryota; Metazoa; Chordata; Aves; Galliformes; Phasianidae. Bases 51 to 422 code for a protein of 123 amino acids. Gene Ontology annotation, cellular component: intermediate filament. The record is from RefSeq and is a predicted model, not a curated record.
UCCGGAACUUCUGCCAAUGCCACUCUCAGGACUCCUUGUCUGUGUCGAAUAUGUCCUGCUCCAGCCUGUGUGCCCCUGCCUGCGGUGUGGCCGCCCCGGCCCCACUGGCUAACAGCUUCAAUGAGCCCUGCGUGCGCCAGUGCCCUGACUCCACCGUGGUGAUCCAACCCCCAGCCACCGUGGUCACCUUCCCCGGGCCCAUCCUCAGCUCCUUCCCACAGAGCUCCGUGGUUGGCUCAGCAGGAGUCCCCGCUGUUGGAUCGGGCUUGGGUGGCAGCUUUGGACGUAGUGCCGGCUUUGGGGGCUAUGGAGGCUCUUCUGGCCUUGGAGGCUUUGGGGGCUAUGGAGGCUUUGGCAGCUGUGGAUAUGGUGGCUGGCGUCGAGGCUACAGAUACCUCAGUGGCAGCUGCGGGCCCUGCUAAGUACAACACCGCCUAUGGCCCUGGUCGAAGGAGAGCUCUGGAGAAGCCCCAGCACGUCCCCACCUGAUGCUGUGAGGAAGGGCUCCCCUUCAGCCUUGCUGUGUCUGGGAUUGGAUUCCUCAUGCUUGUACGGGAACCAGCUCUUUCUUCUGCUCCCCUUGAUCUUCACUUCAGUGUUCUCUGACCCACGAUUAUGCAGCCCUGUGCUGGCUGCCUGCUACUUUCUGUCUGCCCUCUGGAAGGAGAUGGGGACAGCCUCUGGCCAGGGGCUGCCCUUCUUCUAUGUUUAUCCUCAUGCUCGGACCUGCAAUAAAAGCUCCCUUACACUGCA